Porites evermanni is the source of this 17666-nucleotide messenger RNA. NCBI's taxonomy places the organism in Eukaryota, Metazoa, Cnidaria, Anthozoa, Scleractinia, Poritidae. The record is from the annotation of a GenBank genome assembly.
AUCACGUGGGAGGCCGUAACCACAAAAAUUAACUCAAUUUAUUCAUAGCUUCAUAACAGAAUACAAAUGGCAGCCGAAAUUUUGGUCGUUGAGGGAUGAUUCUCUCGUUAUGUUAUAAUAUUGUAACGUUGGUUAAAGGAUUUGGGCGGGAUAUAGCGCUCACAGAAUGAAGGUUACGGUUUGUUUUGAUACAGUUUGUGUCAUCGUUCCGUGUGGCAAUGGCGAGUUGACAGUAUCCGAACUUAUACAACGCGCGAUUUCAAGGUAUCGCAAAGCAAGUAACAAGGCAAGUCCGAAUACUGCUAAGCCUCUUUCUUGACAUUCAGACAUUUGUGUUAUGAAAACAUCUUUGCUUUUAACUAUUCUUUAUGUAUUCUUGAAUGCCGACCUUGCAUUUGAUAUAAUUAUACCUCGGAUUCGCUCACAAGAUUUGCCCCAGGGUUGAUUAAAUUCUCAUUUAGUCCCGAUAUAAUUUUACUCGUUCUAUUUGCCAGUUUGAAUAUUCAAACCGUGCUUUACUCAUCUUACUAUGUAUGUUGCUGAAUUUACAACUGUUGAUUUAAUUGAAUUCGCGUUUUCUUGGAAACUGCGAGCUUGUAUUCCAUAACUUUCAAUGUUCUACUUCAUUUUCCGGCGUCACCGGAUGAGUUAUUCGAUUCGUAUAAAUUUACAAAUGUUAUGUAUCCAAGGUUCCUAUUAAAGUUUGUAUCGAACCGGCAGUUAAGAAUAAUCAGGUUACAGCAAUCAAACCUCUGCAUAUUUUAUUUUAACCUUUCAAAUCCAACUUAAGUAAAUAUAACUAGGGAUUACAGCUGCAAAUUUUCAUGUCGAUCCACCAGAACAUUCGUCGUCAAAAUGUCGACAGUACACAUGCGAAAAAUCAUAAAUCAUUUUCAGCAUUUAGUCUACAGUUUCCCAAGUUUUCUCAUUUCUUUUUUAGACUGGAAAUCGUUGUUUUUAUUUUAGUUCUAAGGUUCCCAUUCUGUGUUGUUCAUUUUUGUUGAUAGAGCAUAUAAUCGAGUAUCGAUCAAUCGUACUUGUAUAGUCUUCAGUUUGUAUAUAACUUAAGCUUAAAUCACAAUUUGCUAAGGCCUCAGCAUUGAUUCAUAAUUUUUUUGAUAGACACAUUGUACAGAAGGUAUGUCAUUACAAGAAACAGUUAAAAGUCCAAUUUAAUCAAAACAUGAGCUUUUUUUCCAUUUUCUUCUAGUCUUCCGAGGAACUUAUUCAAGUACAUUUUUUGGAGACAAAUGAAGAUCAUGGAAUACUUGAUCCUGACGACGUCCUCUCAGAUGUGGUCGACGACAAAGACAAGGUUCUGAUUUUUCCUUCUUAUUAUCUAUACUAUCUCAUAUCUACGUCAGUAUUUUUCUUUCUUAUUAAAGGGGGAUUACACUGAAUGUUCCUUGUUUUUUAAAUUCUUUAGUUAUGAUUCUAUUUUUAAAUGAAGUUUACAACAUUGAAAUGAACAUGAAGUUAAUUGUUGUAGCGUGAUGCGUGAUGAGCUUACACCUUACCAAUUGUCCAGAAACUAUAGCUUGGUACUGCUUUUAUUUCUUUGUUGAUACGAAUUACUGUCUGUUCUUCAUUACUGUGGCUUAGGAAGAACAAUCUGAUGUGCUAAGUAAUUUUAGAAUGAAUGCUCUCAAGAAGAUCAGUUUAAUGUUUGUUUAGUGAAUUUUAAGUAUUUUGCCCUCCUGCAAAUGUUGUGAUCAUGAGAAAAAUGCAAACGUUUUGUAAACAAUGUAAAAAAUUGUCAUGAAGGCAGAUUCCACUACAGCUUCUUUUGCUGCUGUGAGGUCAUAAGACAAGUGUUAAAAUUGUGCCUCUAAAAUCUCACCUAAAGUUUUUCUUUUGGACAAUUUACUUCAUUAAUUAGCCAAAAUUUGUUUUGAAACGGAUAUUGUGAAAUACCAUUGAAUGGUGGUAGCUUUGGUAAUUUCCAUUUUAAUAAAAGAGUUGUUAAUUUGAUGAGAAAUAGCCACUAACCUGAAACAAAUUAAAACUUUAUAUUCUGCCAAAAUAAUUUAUUAUUGAGUAUAACUUACCGUUUUCAUUGACUACACGUGCAAGGUCAAGUAAUGUCCUUAUGGUUGGGAAUGAAAUAUUGGCCCAUGUUAGAAAGUUAUGUGGCAGAUAUUUGCUUGCUUGUACAGACUGUGGCUCAUUUUGUUAUUCACGCUUCUGUGUAAAAGCUGUCUGUAGGUGAAUUACAUUAUUGGGUUGAAGAUUCAACAACAAUGCAACGAAAUGCUUUAAACAAUAUAAACUUGGUCGCACUCACUGACAUCUUUGUGAAAAGGACUUCACAUUUCAUGAAAUGACAAAGCUUAAACUAAGGUUUAUAAUACUGAGAGACAAUUGUGGAAAAGAAAUUCCUUCAUAACACAUAUUUGCAGUGUGCAGUUAUCUUAAAUUUGAUCUGAGCUAGAAUGAUGCAAGAUUACUUUGUAUUCAUUUCAACUUAAAUUUCCAUGCAUUUGUUUAACAUUGCAGACAUUAAAUAACCACUAGGCCAAUGUCCUUUGUUAUUGUUGGCUUCUGUUAUCUCAUUAAAAAAGUGUCUUUUGACAACUUAUUUUGAAGGCUAUGUUAAGUUGAAUAUUUCAAAUUCUUGCAGGGCUUUAUUUUCUCCAAGAAAAAUUGUUGCAAGAUCAAAUCGUCUGAACUUAUGAAAUCUAGCUUCUUUGCAGUUUAAACAUUUUCUUAAAAAAAAUAAAGUUUUUCCUGUCCUCCAGAGGCAGGAGUUAGUCGCUAGCAGCCAUAGGGUGCUUCUUCCUAGAGAGCACACUACUGAUGUGUUUGUGGAUUAUUUUUGGUAAUUUAGCCAAAAACUAUUAAUGGAGUUAGUUUUAUUAAAAGCUACCUAAAAUGGACCAAGUAAUGAAAAUGUGGUUCUGAUUUUAAUAGAGACAAUGAUUUUUGAUCUAACUACUCAGAGCAGCUGGAGUCUACUAUUAACUCUCUCUUAAGAUGGACACCUUUGGGAUGGACACUGUGUCUGUCUUAGAGAGUUAGAAGGAUUUGUAUGAGAAAAACAACUUUUGCCACCCAGUCACGCUUGAAUUAUGGUUUUCCAUACAAAUCCUUACUGCAACGUACAUCAUUUCAGUGGCAUAAAGUGAGUUACAAUGUAUAAUGCUUUAUGGUUCCUUUUUACAUGAGAGGUUAUUUCUAUGGGAUCUGACUUUCAAGACACGGUUGAAAGGCAGCUGUAACAGGAAAUUUACAAAUAAAAAUAGAUCUUGCAAAAAUUUUUAUGCCAUACAGUACAACUGUGUUCUUAGGUUUGUUAGGAUGUGAAAUACCGUAAAAACUCGUGUAUAAGCCGCACCCCCAACUUUCAAGCAUGAUUUUGAAAAAAAAAAAAAAACCAAAAAUGCGCUUUUGUAAAAAAGGUGAUCGUUUGUUCGCGCAUCAAAAUGUUCACAAAUAAACUUGAGGAAAUUUAAUGUUGUGUAUUUGCAGUGACAUUUUAAAUAAGUUAAUCAACUCUGAAAAUACCUUUUAAAAGGUUCUCUUUAAUCAAUUUCCCCAUUUCCUGCGAAAGACAACAGCUCUCUUCAUUGCUAAAGCCCACAGUUGAAAUGAAAAUGGAACGAUGGAACGAAAGUAAAGCGCUGGAGAAUGCUACAAAACGAUUGCUUAGUAACCACGCGUUUAUUUGAUGAGGGAAGUCUGGACACCAGAGAAGGACACAAAACGACGAAACGGUCGGCCAUUUGCCUCGCGAAUUCUCUCGAAUAGCGUGGUAUUUUCUUGCACGUAGCGGGGAAAUCAGCGUUGAAGUGAUCGGUCGCAGACGACACUGUAAGCAGCUGUGCGGAGGAAUGGAGAUUCCGUGCCAGUUAGAGUUUAACUGCUUAAACAAAGCGCAGAUGAAACGCUUAAAAGAACUACUGGCGAGCAAGAUUCAGGUAUAGAACCUGAAGAUGCAAACAAACGGCUCUUUUAGGAGCCACCACUUCUACUGAAAGCAAUGAUCAACGACAGGUUUCAAUAUGUUUAAUCUUUAUUUACUGAAGGUUUUCAGUUCAAUUUGUGACCCCUACAAACCAGUUUACUCCCUUUGAGAGCAAUGGUCUCGUGUAUAAGCCGCACCUGCGAUUUUUGACUCAAAAUUUCGGCAAAAAGGUGCGGCUUAUACACGAGUUUUUACGGUACCACUACGUUUGGAGGUUUAUUAAUUUAAUGGUAAUAACUAAUUAAAUUUCAUGCUAUUUCAGUUGCUAGCUGUGUUUCAAGAAGGCUCAACUCUUCACCGGCCGUCGCAAAAUGGAGGAUACGGCACCAGUGCAUCAUCAGUGGGGACAGCAAGUCCUGAAUUGUCUCCUCGCGAAGAUGAAACCACAAAAUUUAUUGAACAGCCAGUAAAAUCAUUUGCUCCAGUUAGUAACACUGUUGAAAACACUAAUGGUGAAGUCAAACAUUUCUCCAGACACAUGAAAAGUCCUCCACCCCCUGUGGCUCCAAAACCUGUUAGACCUGUUCGGCAGGUUAAACAUAUCCUCAGUGCUAGGAGCUCAUUUGUAGAGUCUCUUCCUUCGGAAGAUUCUGGGAUAUCUACUCUUGAUGACCGUGACAGAUAUCGAAAUAGCUCAGACUCAUCAAAGUCUGAAAUUAAUGACAAUGUGUCGGUUAAACCGGCAAUUUAUAAAAGCAGGACAGGAGAGACUACUUUUGUUGCGAUAGGGAGACCUAUCAAAUCCCCUGUGUAUAAUGGUAAUUCGAAUGGAGAAAGGAGGCGAUUUUCAUCUACCAGUUCUGAUCAUGCAGAUAAUGAACACAGUGAAGUUGAAGAAGAAACGUUUUCUUUGGGACGGAACUCAACAAGAAAAUCAAUGUUUGUAGAUAGUCCUAUGCUGGACAGAUGGGCUGAACUGCAGGAGGAAAGAAUGUUUGGGGUGAGUUUAAAAAGAAUAAGACACCCAAGUUACAAUGGAGGUGCACUGUAUUUUUCAGGUUCAAUUUUAUUGUUGGUCCAAAGGCAUGUUAUUUGCCUUUGUUUUUGGGUAUUGUAAUGUAUGAAAAUACAAUCACAUAGAUUAAGAUUAAUUGAAACCUCAACACUGCGGUAUGUUUUGUAUGUAUAUGUUACAGGUGAGGUCAAAUUUAAUUUCACGUUAAUUUUGAUUUAAGCGAGGUUGAUUCUCAAUUUCAUUUUUCUCCUGGCCUUAGAAGACAAAGGAAAUUGAGAAUCAACCUUGGUUAAAAAAAUUAACCUAAAAUCAAAUUAGACCUGUAACUUAUAUAUGGUCUGGUUGUUGGUACGUCAGUAAUUUAAUCCAAUAUCCAGCCAUCUUGACGAAAUGAGCUUGGUGAAUUAAGGAUUUUAAUUUGGCCAAGAAGAAAACUAUUUCUUGCAGGACCAACAUGGGAAAUCUUAAAUGGGGAAGAUAUACUCAUUUUACCCACUCCGGUAGCCAGUCAGAACACAGGAUUUGCUUCCUCUUGCAUCUUGCAAAUUCAGCCAUUUAAUAAGGUGUUUUGUUAACUGUAUUUCUACUCUAUUUCUUUUUCAUUUAUUUUGCAGGUAAAUAACCAUAGGGGCGAGCCAGUCAGUACUGUAACAUCUCCAUCAGAGCCAAGUUCUAAUGAACCAGUUUUUGAUAAUCAUUAUAAUGAUGGUGAUGAACACUCUGAAGCUUCAGAAAGCAGUGGGUAAGAACAUCUCACAGUUUCACAAUGCAAAUAGAGAAAUGACAAUACAUGUACAUGAAAAGUGAUGGAAAUGAAAAUGAUGAUCAAUGGUAGUGAUUAUGAUGAUAAUGAUAAUAACUAUCAUAAUUAUAAAACAAACUCUGAAAACCCAAAGUGUAAAGCAAGUUAGUUAGGGAGUGUUUGACUGAUCACAUGCUGGAAUAAUACACAGAAAUUGUGACAAAACUUGCUUCUCUUUCUCGCCUCUCUCCAUGUUAUUAAUUUUUCCCAGAUUUCUUGAUUUCUCCAGAGAAUGAAGACUUGGAAAACAAGUAAUUUUUAGAGUUUAUCCCAUGCAUUCUUAUUCUGGGAGACAGAAUACUAUUUCUCAUACUAAGUUACCAAGAUCUCAAAGUUACCUUAUGGAAGGUGCAGUUAAGGUGCAAUUAUUGCACUGAAAGCUUUUUCAUAAUUUACUGAUUAUUGUAAUAUGAAAAAGCCUUUAUUUCAUCUUUAUUUUAUUGAUUAAAUUUGUUUCCUUUCAUUUUAUUGUGGUGGCUUUAGUGAAGCUGAUAUGACUAUGAUAGAAUUAAAGAGAGAGGAUUCUUCAGAAGGAUUGGGCAUCACAGUCACGGGAUACCGCACAGCUGAUGGCAGGUAUGUGGCAAUGCACUGCCAAUAAUGCAGGUAUCAGUGUUUAGACAGAGAGGAAAGGGGGUCUGGGCAUAGUUAGAAAGGGAUAUUUUAUCAAAUUUAAACUAUUUUUCAUUCAGUUAGGAAUUUGAUUAAAAUAAUUCAAAUGCCACACCUAUGCCCGUCCCUCCCCACCCCUUUCUCUCCGUCCAAACAUUGAUACCUGCAUCAAUAAAUUAGCUUGUGUGCCAAGUGUGUGUUAACAAGUGUGUUUUAGGAGUGUUAAGUGAUGAGAAAAAAACGGCUGGGUAGAAGACUAGGCACUAACAGAUUGUUUCUGUCCCUUUUUGCAACUAUUUGCACUUUCACUUUACAAUGCAGUUUACCAAAAAAUAUCACUUAGUACUCAUUCAAUCUAUGUAAAUAGUGGAAAACAUUGAGGUCACCAUUGAAUGUACAACCUCCAGAAGUAUAUUUCCAGUCCACAGCAAACUCAAUAAAGCGCAAAAUCAAUCUUGUAUUUAUUUGGGAGACGAGAGGGUUGACUAAAUGUACUUAGGCUACAAGUGCGUGUAAGUAUAUUCAGGGCUUUUGAUGCGUGUGGAAAGCUUUUGUUUGUGUUUAAAAACUUGGCUAAAUACCUCGUUUCGAGAUGACAGUUGAUAUGUCAUUAAAAAGUCGCUCUUCCUUAGCCGAAGAUUUCGUCUCUUUCCUUCUGCCAGUUUUUUUCCAAUAGUUGCUAAGUUUACUAGACAAGUGUCAUUAAAAUAAUCAAAUUAAUAUUUCCUCAUACAAUUCUUUUCUCUUCAGUAUUUUACAGGGCUAAAUUUUAUAAAGUCACAUUCACUUUACAAUGACAUUUGUCAACCAAAUUGGUUAAUGGGGCUGGGGUUCCAAUGGUUUGAUAUGCAGAUUUUACCGUCUAGUUUCUCCAGUGCAUAUUCAAAUUAGUAUUAUUUCUUAAAUUCUUUCCCAGGGAACUUGGUCUUAUUGUUCGCGACAUCACUUCAGAUGGUUGUGCAGCAAAAGAUGGCAGACUUCAAGUAAGCAAUUUUACUACGAGUUGUUUUUCAAUGCCCUUUUUUUUCAACCCAUCUUUAUUUCUGUACUUUCCGCCACCCUUUCCCCUCUCCCCAGUCCAUCGCUCAUUAUUUUUUUGUUGUUGUUUCACCCCGUUUUUUGCCUUUUUCCCCGCUGCGGAACCUGGUCACAGGCUAUUGAAACAGCCUUCAGAAUCCUUGUUAACAUUCAAAUAAGAAAUAUUUAUCUUGUUGGGAAAAGGUGUUAAAUAUAAAUGGCAUCGAUACUGUAAAUACUCGAACCAAUUUGAAUGGGCGCGCUUAUUUGAGAAUUCAUGGUAACUGUAAUCUAACUUGCAGAUAGCUGAUAGGAUAGUUGAAGUCAAUGGUUGGAGUCUUAUGAAUAUGCCGAAUGAAAGGUAACUACAUCACCACAGCAUCAUAGUUCUAUUUUUAAACCUUUCGUUUUGUUCCUGUUAAUAACGGCUUCAAGAUUACUGCAGUAGAAUAAAUGGGCGCCGGCAGUAACCAAGAGCCUGUUUACAUGGAUGUGGGCCACAGAUAGGUGAGGUAUCUCGCGGCAGGUCAUCCCACCUAUCAUGAAAACUUGCAUCAAACGGAGAUGUUUGCUACGGUUUGGCCUAUCGGCCACGCCUAUCCGGUGAGAACGGUACGGAAAACGCGUCUUUCAAAAACCCUCUCCGGCGUUGAGAUCUUUGAGAACGCCGUUUUGUACUCGUGUGGAUGGAUGAAAACUGAGCUUUUUUUGAAAUCGAUCCCAUCAUGGUGUUGGUUACCAGUAAAUGUGCAUGCUCCCAUGAAAGAUGGUACCGUUUUCAUUCCAGCGAUUCAAAAACGCAAGAAAUGGUCUUGGAUUUUGCUUUGAAAACGGAGAAAAGAAAUGUCCGUUUUCAAACGAAAACGGAUACGUGUGCACGGGUUAAUGGUAGUUUCAAAGAGUGACAUCUGCCUUGAAACACUGUUCGAAGAGUAUAGUUUCCUGAAAGCUCUUAAAGAAUCUCAUCUACUGUUGCAAUUUUUAAAUUGCUUUUCUCCUUUAGAGCCGAGGAGCUUUUUGCUGCCGCCAUCAAGUCCUCUGUCGUAAACAUUGGUGUAUCGCGGUCCCAUUCAUUUGUACCGGGUCAGAAGUCAGAUGACCAGCAAGAGGAACCGAAACUUGAAGUCAGUGAAACAGAAGAACAAGAAAAGUCGCCCAGAGAAGUCUUGCCGUUAACUCCCCAAUCGCUUAUUGGUUCGCCUUCCAUUCCUGACUCUAGCUUCAAGAAAAUAAACAAGAGAAUUCUUGUUGAACUAAUGAAAGGUAUGGGUGUUCGGUAGAGCUGGUGUUGAGUUAGCGAACUAAAAUCUGUAGUCGCUGAGUUUUAUUAAUUAUUCGUAAAGUUAAAUAAAAGGAGAUCGUCACAGUUGUGGAAGCAAAUUUUGCAGUUGCGAGAAGAAAGCCUGAAAAAAUCAGGCUUUUAUGGGAUUCGAACCAUAGCGGUGCGGUGCGUUCCCAAUGAUUUUUAGUAUACUCACUAUUUAAUUCGUAAAGUUGUUAAAACCUCUAAUUCCGUUUUCCUUGCCCUAAGAGAAUGUUUUUUUUCUAAGUGACGGACCUUAGUCUUGAGUAUUGUCCCGCUUCUUUAUCCCAGUAACGUUUCGAGGUCUUUCAAUGCCGCUAAACAACGUUCUUUUCCCUCACCAGGAAAUGAUGGGCUUGGAUUUAGCAUUACGACGCGAGAUAAUCCGGCGGGAGGUAACACGCCGAUAUUUGUUAAAAGUAUCAUGCCAAAAGGAGCUGCAAUUGAAGAGGGACAGUUACGUAGUGGAGAUCAAAUUGUAGAGGUAUGUACUAUUUUCUUUGAGGGCUUUUUGUGGACCAGCCUGAAAACCCUUUUUAAAGCUGGCCAAAUGAGGGCGAGAGUUUCCGCGCCAGUACAGUUCUUGCUCUCCUUUGGUCUAAAAACUCUUAUAACUCUCGGCGACUCUCACUCACUCUGAACGGCUGUUGUCUAUUUAAACCAGUUAGUUUUUAGGACAGUCCUUGACAGGCUGUUUUCCUCUCGUUUGGCUCUGGCUUGAGAGCUGUAUGGGAGUUUUGGGAUCUGCAGUUACAGUAAAUUUUAAUUUUGUGGGCUUAACGAAAGAAAUGGAGCCUGGGUGAGGUUUAUCGUCCCGUCAAGUUUUAUGAGGCAAGACCUUUCUGGUGAGGUUUCUUCACUAUGCCUUUCUUAAAAUUAUUUAUUUUAGAACUCCUUCUAUUCAUGUCAAAUUUUGAUCCUUGUUGGCAUCCUGAGAUGACAAAAGCCGCUUGGGAGUUCUGAAGAAGACGCUCGCUCUGUAAACUUUCUUUCAUUCAACGCUCACGAACAUUCGCUUCCCUUUAAUCCUACAGUACAUAGACUCUCUUCAAAGUCACUGUCCUCUCAUGAACAAUUUUUAGCGAGUUAAAAGACUGUUUCUUAAAACUAGAGCGAGGCCAGGUAAAAUUUUGGUGAGACGGAAAGCUGAUUUCUAUUUAACACGUACAUAUUUUAGGUAAACGGGGAGAAGAUGAAUGGAAAGAGCCAAGCCGAAGCUGUUAACGUGCUACGAAGUACGAGGGGUUUGGUUAAGAUUUUGAUUCAAAGAGAAGAAGUCAUGCAGUCACCCCGAACACCGGCCAUUGAGGUGAGCUGAGCAUGUGUUACUGUACAGGCACUCCAACGUUUUCUGGGGCAGGACAAGCGAGGAGAAGUUAGAUGCAUGUUGGCAGUGAAAGCAGGUUUCCACGUGGAGCAAGACUUUUUAUCGCCUUAGAAACUUGGGCUAGUCGAUAUUUGGUCUUACAUGUGAUGUGCAGACACAAAAUAUUAGGAGCAAAAAUUAGGAAAUUCCGGAUGUACGAUAGUGGUUUGGUAUUCUCUUGUGGCUUGCGUCAAAGUUAAACAACUGAACCAGUGACCAAUAUACAGUGUAGUCGCGUGAGCUAGUUCACAAUUGGCGUCUGUUUUUGCAAGAAAACUGAGGAAGCUCGUUAAGAGCUUUUGUUUGAAGGGCCAAAAAAAGUGGCAGUGACAUUCCUAGUAUUGGUUCGAAGGAUGCGCACAAGUUGUUCUAAUUACCGUGCGUUUUGACUCCUUAAAAAAGAAAAAAAAAAAAUAGGGGUCGACCAUUUGACUUGUGAGGGGGUUCUGGGUGAUUUGAUUUACGUAAGAUUUUUUUCCCAAACCUCUGGUGAUAGGUUUUUUCCCUGACAUACAAAGCCAUAGGCCACUCCCGUGUUCCUAAACCGUCACCUUCAAAAUGAGGUAAAGUGCUCAACCUGUCUUGUGAAAAUGAGUUUUAUUUGCGUGAGAAUGAAAAGUCAUUUCCAUAUCAAAGGCUGAGCACUUAACCUUGUUUUUAUACAGAGGCCCGAAGGAACUCGGAAAAGGCCUAUUGUAUGGCAGGUAUUUCCUUGAAAGAUUUUUUUUGCUCGAAAUCAGUUUGCAGGAUAUUUUUCACUGAAAUCACCCUUAACCCCCUCCCCCCUUCUGAAAAGCCAAAUGGUCGGCCCUUAGCUUGAUACUGACUUUAUCUUUUCGCGCGCUUUUUCUCGGUUUGUCCUUUUAUCCAUAGUUUGUUUUCUCUAAAUCUCUGCUCUAACCAAUAACGACGAACAUUUUUUCUUUCAACCAAUCACACGCUAUGUAAGAACUAGUGGCUCCAUUUUCCCCCUCGAUGAUAGGUUUACAGAACGCGUUCUGACAAACAUUUUUUAUCCAACUGUAGCAAAUUUUUAAACUUGUUUUUAAGCUUUCUCUCAACAAAGCUUAUCGUUUUCUCGCUCUAUUUUGCCUCUUAAGGUGAAUGAAGACAGCUUACGUCACUUCCGAGAAGAAGGCCUUCAAGUAUUGACGUUUAAAAUCCCUUUGGACGUGUCAGGUGCCGCGGGCCUUGGGGUCAGCGUGAAGGGAAAAUCAGGAGCAUCUUCUGACAAGGGUAGGAACAGUCCAAGAGACAAAGGCAUCUUUUGCAAGUCCAUCAUUCCCGGGGGGGCGGCGGCUAAAGAUGGCCGUCUUCGCCCAGAAGAUCAGCUCCUUCGUGUUAAUGGAAAAUCUUUGGUUGGUUUAACUAACCAAUCAGCAAUGGAAACGCUUAGACACGCGAUGCAGUCCACGCGUCCUAAUCAAGCAUUCAUUGACGUCACUAUAUCUCGGGAGCAAGACGAGUUACCCCCUCCCCCUGGAGUGUUGCUUCAGAGCAAGUCUCUAGAGAAGCUUAAUGCUCCUGACCAGGAGAGGCCCAUAGAAGCAGAGUCUGAGGAGAAACGUGUCGAGGAGCCAGUACAGGGUGUUUCCGAGACUGACGGUGGUGUCCCUAGUAAAGGAAGUAAGUUUCCAGUAGUUUAAAGCCAAUGUAAAGUGACACGCUCGCGACCAGUGUUCGUGGCAUGUAGAUUUUCCGAAUCAUUCCAACCAAGUAGCAAUUUAUCUCUAACUAUAGAGCCGCGUGGGAUAAAUGCACGCUUUUCCCUCAAAUGAUGCAUUCUUGUUUUUCAUGUUGCCUUGUUUGACUUAAUAGAGACUUCUAAAUUCGAGGACGAAGACGACUGUGAGGACGAAAUUUACGGAAUUUUUUUUCGCCUGUAUUGUUAAAAGAAAUAUAUAACUGUAAAGCUUCAUUCUACUUUUUUUUUACCAGAAAUGUUAGAACGGUCGAUUUUAUUGAAGUCGGUGAAGCCCUUGCUUCUAUCAGAAUCACAUUUUCGCUAAAACUUGGCCCCUAGUUGAAUGACGACGUCUACCAGGUUUUCCCGCCAAAAUGACGCUUGUUAACGCGUUCGCACUACUUAGUAUUGAUAAAAUCUGGUACUCGUCUUAUAAUCUUAAGAUCUCUAAUCAUAAUAUAUGAAUUCAUACAUUAUCGCUCAAGACGUCAGCUUCCGGAACUCUUCACGGUGGCAAAUUUACUUUAUCUACUUAACCUAACAGUACGACAACACAACUACACCUAAGAAGAAAAAAUACUUCAUUGCGUGAAAUAAGUACUUGAAAAAAGGUGAAAGUAAAUUUUAUUUUCUGUUACUUAGGACUUUCGAGCAGUGGAAGUGACGACCAAUUUAAUGAGUCCUUCGUAAACAGAAACCUAACACCUCUCCGAGCUCGAAAUGGCGUUCAACGCAAUGAUUCCUACUAUGUAGCAGUCAAUAAAAGUCAAAGUCCUGGCGGACACUUCUACAGCCCUUUACGGCCACGUCCAUUUCAUCGACCCAGUCCUCUAGCUGUUGGAAAUGGCCGAACACAAUUUCCUGGUCCCAUUACUCCCGCAAGGACGUCAACGCCAGUGGACAAUCGAGUAAUAAACCCUCCGAUCAAUUUUCCCGCCGGAAGGCCUAUAAGUACUGUUGCUAUGCCAACGCCUCCUUUGGAAAGCACUGAUGACAGGCCGUCGAGUCCAUCGCAGGCUUCUCCAAAAGCACUUCCACCCCAGCCCCCUCCAAGAUGGGACUCAGAGAGGGAUACUACGAAAGUUAAUUACGGUGCGCCAUCUGGGCUGCAGUUACGGCUUAAAAUGCCGGACGGACAGAACUCACCGGAGAGAGGGGCCACCCCAACUACACCGCCUCCCCCUCCCUCUCAGUUUUCGAACCAGUCACCUACACGGGAGCUUCCUCCCUCCUACGACCAGGCGGUCGCCCGGCUAGGGAGGUCUCCUCAUCCCUCUGUUAGUUCGGAACCGACUACACCGGUCAAAGAGCAGCGGAAGUCAUGGAGCGAGGAUGUGAACGGGGAAACUCCGAUCAUCCGGCCGCCUAGUCCGUUUUCAUCCGAAGACGAUAAUCCAUUCCAGAGGGAUGGCUUUGGUAGGUUGUCCAUGUCGGAGAAACGAGGCCGAGCAGCGCUGGACGCUAGACAGUCAGAAUUCUUCAUGAAACGAGAUCAAGAAAGGAGUGAAGGUGAGAAUCUUGAAAACCGUGAACACCUGAAAUUAUAUUUCGUGAGGAUUGUAACUUCCUCGUGAGAUAAAUGGCAACACUUUUCAGUAAUAGUAGCUCUUGACACUUACAUAAUUCCUUUAUUUGCCCUCGGCAGUAUUUAUAGCACUUAUGCUAUAAAUAUGCAACUGCAAACCAAAACCAGCUGACUAUUUACAAGCGUGGUCGAGGAUUUGAACUCGGGAUUACCGUGAACAAAUCCAGCUAGAGGUCAGGGCGGGACUUGAACUAUGGGCCUCCGAAUUGCAGGUCCAGCGCUCCCAACCGCUCGGCCACGCUACCCUAAUAGAGAUCAGCAUCAAAUCAGCCUCAGGUUUCCAAGCGACAAAUCUGAUUGUACUGCCGUACAUUUUUUUUAGGGAGUGCCUCGGAAGAGGAAGAAAAGGAAGAAGAAGAAGAAGAGGAGGAAAAACCCGCCGCAGCAAAUACACAUCCGCCCCUCAGACGAGCUGACUCUGAGGAGUUGUUACGAGAGCAGUUCAACAAAGGUAAGAUUUAAUGAACUUGAAUUGUGUACUUCACUUUGCUUCGCUUUUCUGCUUCAGCACUGCUUAGUAGGUUAAACUUAAGCAGUUAUCCAAAGACUCAAAAGUUAGAACUACCUUGUGAGGCAUAUUAAAUAGCACCAGGAGAAAACACUGCUCAAUAGCUUUCAUUUAGCUGUCGAUGAUGAUGAUGAUGAUGACGAGGAUAAUGAUGUUGAUUGGUUUAUUUUGUAGAGUCAAAACUCUUCUAAUUACAACCAGUAACAAUAUAGUUGAGACACGUUUGCAAACAAUAGAAAUAAAAAAAACCACUGGUUUUCUUAUUUCAAUUCUCGUAAAAAAAGAAUUCUCAGGAGUACAAGAGAUUCCCCCCGCCCGCCCGCUCCGUGCCUCUCCUUUUCUCGUGGUUAUCUCUACAAGUGCUGAAUAUGAUCUCAGAAUCCUUUGAACUUUGACAACAGUUGUUGGGGCAGGAGUUGUGCAAAGUCUGAUAAACACCACUUUUGGCUUAUUAGGCUUCAGUCUCAAGCCUUUUUGUAAUUGGUUGUAGCUUAGGAUUUACGAACUAGAAACAUUGCUGGUGUUUUUACCCCUUGUAGGUUCCCAGGACGAAAGAAGAUCACUUCCUCAUAGUCGUAUGCAAAAGAGCAAAUCAACUGGUCAGCUUAAACAUGUCGGCGUUAAAGACAAAAAUAAAAAGUGAGUAAUUUGGUUUUUGCCAAAAAAAUUCCCAGUUUUUUUUGUGUCAAACCCUACAUGACUACAAAGUAGUUUUCAUUGUUAGUAUUAUUACCUUAUUAUUCGGGGUAUCUACUCUAUAAUUUUAUUAACUAUUUAGGUGUCCCAAACUCCACACUUACAUGGAAUAUUUAAGAACGUUUCUUUUCCGUCUCCUCUUCUCCCCUAAUAAUGUCUAUAUUGAAUUUGUAAAUUAUUUGGACUAUUUCUCUUGUAGUUUAUGCGUUUGUGUUCAUUUUGUGUAGAAUCCUACUCUUGUAAUUAUCAUAACCGUACAUAUUUUGUGUGAGUUAAAAGAAACAAAUAGAGUGAAUUAUUAAUACAAAUGUAUUUUGAUCUUGGCUUUUAUAGGUCAAAAAGCAACGACAACCUAAGUUUUACAAAGGCUGUUGAAAAUGCCAACAACGCAUAUUCAGGUGAGAAUUAUCACCCCAUCCUCCCGACUCUUCCUCUUUUGCCCAACCCUAGUUUUAAACAUAUCGUUAGAAGGAAAUCGCUGGGGUUUCAAUUUCUGUCUUUCCUACCUAAACAGUUACGGUCAAACUAAGAAAACCGUGGACACUUAAAUACAAAACUUCUAUCCAAAUACCCGUUGUUAUCUGCCGUUUCGUUUUUUUCCAGUAUGACUGGCCUUUUCCUUGCAAUACGAUAGUGCUCGAAAAAAAUUUCUGGUGUUCAUAGUUUUCUGAGUCGGUUCAGAGUAACAGUUUUUGACCCCUGGAAGUAAUGACUCUCCAAAAAUAUCGACCCCUUGGUCUGAUUAUCUCGUUAACUUCUGAAAAUAACGGUAUUACGCUUUGGGAAGAAAGAAAAAUCGUUUUAAGGCAGGAUAAAAACCCUGUAGCCUGUGUAGCAGGCGCUUGGAAGUAGUGGGCACAAGAAAAAACGGGCGCGCGAGAAGGAGACACGCGAGGGGAGAGGGAGCGCCUGCACGGAAGGCCGCCGAAAAUCGUUUCUCGCCCCCUCUCCAAUUACCUGGCAGCCGUUGCGUGAUCUGUCAAAAGUUUUGACAGAAAACGACUGCCCCCUCGCGUGUCUCCCUCGCGCGGGCCCGUUCUCUCUUUCGCCCACUACUUCCGAGCGCCUGCUACGCAGGCUAAAAACCCUGCAGCCACUCAACUUACACAUGUAGAUAUCGCGUGACUUAUGUGUUCUUUGCGUGAUAUAUUUACAGGAAGUGACAUGCCCAAUGGUCACGCACGCAGUCAGUCUGAAGAAGAGGUACCUAUUACAAUGCAGAGUAACGCAGAUUUCAAUGCAGUGCAACAGAAACUUGCUGUCAAGAAACCAUUCUACAAGGGAAUAUUCAAGUACGUACUUCGUUAGGCUUUUGGUUUGUCAACGACCAUUAAAAGGUGUUACUUUGUUCACUAGUGUUUAACUUGCGGGUACACCCUUCUCUCCUCGCUCGCCGCCAGGAACCAUUCGCGGGAAGUAACUCAAGCGGUGAAGAGCGAGGACAGACGGCUGUAUUCGCGGGCUUUUUCAGGCUGUUUCCGCUGUGUCCGGUAGAUAUACGCCCUUAAUCUGUUCUAAACUCUUUUCAAAGAGUUCGCCAUGCAACUUUAAGGUGGAAGGUGAAUACCUUAAAUAAGCUGUGUGGGUUUGCGCGUGUCCAGUUUUGGUCUGGUUCAGGACCUACACUGUACAAGAUUGGUUUUCAUUCUAAACCGCUGCUCGUAAGGGUUGAAGCGUUGAAGCGUAGAAGCGUGGAUGCCUGUAGCCUGCCAGUACAUCCCAUCGCUGUCCGUCGUUAGGAGCGUUUACAAAAUUCCGUGUUGUGAUCUGAAAAAGGGCGUAAGUUGCAGUUCGUAAUGUCGGGUGGAAAUGGCGCACAUCCCCUUGUGAUCAUUUGUGGUCAGUAGCUUUGAUUGCUAACAGCUGAAGACAGGUGGCCUUCUUCUUUAUCACCAGCCGUCUUCUGUAAUUUACUACCAUCGGUCCCGAGGCAAAUACUUCCUCUUACUCUUACGCGUAUUUUGAGUAUUUUAAGAGGUGACAAACUCAAGCUUUUUAAUUUUACUCACUUUUUCAGGAUUGGAAAAGGAAAGAAAGGCGAUUACAAUUUAACAGACAACGAUGGUCUUUCCUUCAAGCAUACGUAUAACAGAGAAGCACUGAUCGAUUUUCCCGCCGAGCAGCGUUAUCGACAGCUUGUCAAUCACUACGGGCAAGAAAAACCCUCCGACCGCGCGAAUACGCUUCCGACUCGCAGCAAAAAGAAACACGAUGUCAGGAACAAAGGCUACGAAGAAGAACGACCGGCUCCGAUGUUGAAAGUCGGAAGAGUAACAGUAACUGCACCUACUAGGGUUUAAUACACAUGACUUUUUCUUAGGUACUCGUGAAUUCAGAUUUCGAACACGUGAUAGUUGAAUGCAAAGUAGAUUGACUGUUUUCGCUCCAAAAGAUUUUGCGCUCUUUGUUUUAAAGAAAUUGUGAUACCAAGCUUAAGCGUUAGCUAUUGAUAUUCAAGAACUUGCAAAGCAUUUUUAUUUUUGUCCAUAUGACCUUUUAGGUCCUAAAAGUCCUCUUGAAAUUGUAAAUGAACGAAAAUCAAUUUCUUUUAUUAAUAUAGUUCUUCAAGCCCAGAGUGAACGAGAAAUAUUUUGAUACUUUCCGCAACUCGUAAUUCCUUACACGCAAAAAAGUUUCAGUUCUCGUUAUUGUCUUGUCCUUUCAUCGUUUUCCUCUGGGCUUGUGGAGUCUUUUCUUAGCGAUUGUACUGCAGAAACCCGUUUAUUCGAAGCACUGUCGUCCUAAAUGUUCCAGUGAAAAAAUCUAAUUUGUAUGGACGAGAUUUCGAGUGGUUAGGGUUUUACAGUGUACCUCAGUUUCAAUAAGUUAUGUGUUAAGUGAAAUGAAAGAGAGAUUAAACAGUAAUGUGAUAACCAAGCGGUAACAAUAAGCUGAAACUCAUGUGGUUAAUUCGAUUUGUAGAUUGUAUUGAUCCUAAAUAGCUGAUUAUUUUUCCAGAAAAGAAAGAAAACAUAUUUUGCAUUACGUUUUUGUAAAGUAACUUAAAUAUAUCUCUACCCGAUCUGUAAAUAGCAAUACACCUCAAUUACAAUCAAAAUAGUAGAAUUUUUUUCUUAAAAUUGUACCAACUGAUAUAUAUGCAAAUUUAGCUAGGUUUGUAAUAAUUGCUUUGUGGUUUAAGUUUGAUCACAGAUUAUUGUCGCCGAUAUCGAC